AGCACCUGAAAUUUGAGAGAUGCGCAUCAGUCAAACGCAGAAGCAAAGCGGUUUCUCACUUCCUGUGUGCGCAGACACUUCCUGUUCCAAAUGAGUUCUGAUAUGAAGAAAAGAAGAUUCAUAUUGUGGGUUAACCAUCUCUGGAGUGCGUGUCCUUGUAUGUGACUAAGAGAGCUGUCCCCCCCCUCCUCACGCUUCAGUAUCUGAAACCCUUUGGAGCUACACAAGCUGUGGAAGAUGGAUAAAGAGUAUGUCGGCUUUGCCACCCUGCCCAACCAAGUCCACCGUAAAUCGGUCAAGAAAGGCUUUGAUUUCACCCUCAUGGUUGUAGGUGAGUCAGGCCUCGGUAAAUCAACACUCGUCAAUAGUCUCUUCUUAACAGAUCUCUAUACUGACCGGGAAAUGCCCAGCUCUGAAGAAUGCAUUCCCCAGACUUUGGAGAUCAUCAAGAAUGCAGUGGAUAUCGAAGAGAGAGGCGUGAAAGUCAAGUUGACCAUAGUGGACACUCCAGGAUUUGGGGAUGCCCUGGACAACUCGGAUUGCUGGAAGCCCAUUGCCCAGUACAUCGACCAGCAGUUUGAGCAGUACUUCCGGGACGAGAGUGGUCUGAAUCGCAAGAACAUUCAGGAUAAUCGUGUGCACUGCAUACUCUACUUUAUUUCACCGUACGGCCACGGCCUACGUCCUCUCGAUGUCGAGUUUAUGAAGGCUGUGCACGAUAAGGUCAACAUUGUGCCCAUCAUUGCCAAAGCAGACACCCUAACGCCCAAGGAGGUCAAGGUCAUGAAGCAAAGGAUCCGGGAUGAAAUUGAGCAAUAUGGUAUCAACAUCUAUCAGUUUCCAGACUGUGACUCUGAUGAAGACGAGGAGUUUAAGCAGCAGGACCUUGCUCUAAAGAAUAGCAUCCCCUUUGCGGUGAUUGGCAGCAAUGAAAUUAUAAAUGAGAACGUGGCCCGGCCAAUCAGAGGACGUGCUUAUCCCUGGGGUGUGGCUGAGGUGGAGAACAAAGUGCACUGUGACUUCUCCAUGCUGCGAAACAUGCUGAUUCAGACCCACAUGCAGGACCUGAAAGAUGUCACCCAGGAAGUCCACUAUGAGAACUACAGAGCCCAAUGCAUUCAGAGCCUGACCCGGAUUGGCGCUAAGGACCGCAGCAACCGCAACAAAAUCUCCCGGCAGAGCAUCACAGAGCUGUCUUUGCUCCCACUGGCUGCAACAGAAAAGCUGAUCCAAGAGAAGGAUGAGGAGCUGCGCCGCAUGCAGGAGAUGCUGAAGAUGAUGCAGCAGCAGAUGCAGCAGAGUCAAGGGGAGCAGUCCGAUGCACUGUGAGAUGGCCGGCCAAGAGUUCAUGUUAUCUGGACCCCCACCUUUCCCAACCCCCACCCCCUUCUCGAUACUUCUUAGCUGUAUGUGGAUCUGGCCAUUUAACCCUCUUGUUGUUUUCACAUGCCUAUUACCAAACACAUUGUGAAACUUAAAAAGAACGAAAGAAACUCACGCUUUCCCUUCAGCCUCAACAAAGUGUAGUGCAUUGAACCCAAGAUAACCCCCCCCCCAAUCCCACAUUGCACACAAGUGGAAACAUGCUGUGUAUUCAGGAGACGUUGUGAUUUUUCUUCUCCUUCCUGGCAUCCAAAUGAGAAGGCGAAAGAGAAGCGUGUCGUAAAGUCAGAAAGAAAUCUGAGAUGGACUGUAGUCUGGCAUUGUGACUUUAGAUGAUUCAACCUCACCAACUCUAACUGAAAGGUGUCCAUUUUGGCGAAGUUUGUAAACAGUGUUGGAACAAACUGUGGGUCUAUUCCCUCUGAAGCUUUAUUUGGACAGUAUUGCUCUGUUUUUUGCUAUAAUAAUGGUGAGAAAAGGGCAAUUAACAAAGACUAUUAUACCCCCUAUAAGUGGAGGUCUUUCUUUUAGAGAAAUGCCAGGAACAGGGCUGGCAGACCCACAGCCACAACGUCAACAGCUUGUGUGAUGGACGCCUCACAGGAUAACAGCUUAACAGAAAGUGUCACUUUCAAUUGAGAAGAAAGGACUUCAAGCUGCAGAUAUGAUUGGUCCAGGGGUGGCAAGAAAUCCAUCGCUAAAAGUGCAAAAAUAAGGAAAAUCCACAAACUACCACCAGUGGACUACUCCGAGUUGGUCAAUCUAUGAGGAGACACAGUCAUCCACUGAGGGCACUGUCAUUUCUGACAGUUAAUGGUCACACGCUUUGGAUGCCUAGGGAAGCACCCACCCCUCGAUCAUAGAUGUAAGAUAAUAAUGUCCAUGGUAUGCACGCAAAGGGGCACCAUUUGUGUUUCUGAAGGCUUCAGACACAGAGUGGGGAGGUCAUCAAUCUCUGAUGAUGCCGAGUUGCUGCUGCUACCCACUGGGCGCCAUUUUUAAAAGUAAAUGUGUGCACGGUCCGUACACCAAGGGGCACAAACCCCUUAAAGUCUGCAGUAUAUGCACUACUGAAAGGGCGCACACACUCUGGGCGCUGAGGGGGAGCCACGCAGGUCGUUGAAGUCUAAUUAUACCAACUAGCCACUAUGGAGGGGCGGCAGCCAUCAACCCUGCCCAUGUGGGCUUCGAUCAGCACUGCUACAACCGAAAACUGGAAGAAGGUUUUUUAAACUGAUGAAUCUUCUUCUUCUGCCAUUAGGGGUUGCCACAACGGAUCAUCUUCUUCCAUAUCUUCCAGUCCUCGUCAUCUUCCUCCGUGACACCCAUCACCUGCAUGUCCUCUCUCACCACAUCCAUAAACCUUCUCUUAGGCCUUCCUCUUCUCCUCUUGCCUGGCAGCUCUAUCCUUAGUACCCUUCUCCCAAUAUACCCCUCAUCUCUCCUCCGCACAUGUCCAAACCAAUUCAAUCUCGCCUCUCUGACUUUGUCUCCCAACCUGAGCUGACCCUCUAAUGUCCUCAUUUCUAAUCCUGUCCAUCCUCGUCACACUCAGUGCAAAUCUUAGCAUCUUUAACUCUGCCACCUCCAGCUCUGUCUCCUGUGCCUCCGUCUCCAACCCAUAUAACAUAGCUGGUCUCACUACCGUCCUGUAGACCUUCCCUUUCACUCUUGUUGAUAUCCGUCUGUCACAAAUCACUCCUGACACUCUUCUCCACCCAUUCCAUCCUGCCUGCACUCUCUUCUUCACUGCUCUUCCACAAUUCCCGUUACUCUGUACUGUUGAUCCCAAAUAUUUAAACUCAUCCACCUUCGCCAACUCUACUCCCUCCAUCCUUACCAUUAGACUGCUGAAACAAAAUUUUAAAUCUUUUUGCACACCAAAUCAAAAGAAUGGCACCACAGUGUGUGACACCAACGGUCAAACAUGGAGGAGGAAGCAUGAGGGUCUACGGUUCACUUGCUGGAUGCAGGAAUCGGCGAUUUGCAUAGAAUGACUGGCACCCUCAACCUAAAAGACCUAGACCAUGGUAUUUUGCAACACCAUGCAAUACCAUCUGGUCUACACCUUGGUGGUCAGAGUUUCAUCUCACACCAUGAUAACAUCCCAGAGCCCACUUCCAGGGCGGGUCUGAACUACCGUAGAAGAAAAGAACAAGAUGGUGGGCUUCAAGUCACACAACUCCACCGAGAUGCUUUGGGAUGAGCUGGACAGAAGAAUGCAAGCAAUGCAACCUGCAGUGUGGGAACAUCUGCAACAGUUUUCUGGGAGGAACGUUCUCGACAAUACUCGAUUUCUACCGUAGAAAGAACGCCACAAGUGAUUUCAUCUGUUAUCUUCACAAAAUGAGGAGACCUUGACGAGUCAAAAAUUUAGAUUUAACUUUGUUGAACAAUUCUAUGAUUUCUUUUUGUUCCUCUCCAAUGAUUUUUUCGCUCCAUGUUUUCAUUUCAGAGUAUACAAAGACAUGAAGCUGCGUAAAAUCAAUAAAAACUGUUUGGGAUUGUAGUCACAUGAUCAAUAAGAGGCAAAAAAAAAAUGUUCUUGCCAUUAGAAAAUGGUUGUGAAAGGCGCUAUACUGUUAGAAGACAACGCAAAUGCCAUCUUUGAGUUGAUUUACGCUUCAUUUUCCAUAUCUUGCAUUGUCUUCUUGCUGCUUUCUAUUGCAUCUUCUAAAGACGCCCUCAUUAACGCAGCUUUGGAAGUUUAAUAUAAAACAGAAAACGGGCCGACCUCUCUAACUAAACACGUGUGAAAGUCUCGUAGCUCAAUACGCCAUAUUGUAUAGGGGGGGUCAGAAUCUGCUAACUUGUAAUAAACUGAGUGCGGUAACUGCUAGCAUUGUACAAAAAUGCAUUUGCUUGUGUUAUGAGAAUAAAAGACCAAAUAAUUAAAACGAA
This is a messenger RNA of Erpetoichthys calabaricus (reedfish), 4284 nucleotides long. Its product is annotated as septin-4-like. Gene Ontology annotation, molecular function: GTP binding; GTPase activity; molecular adaptor activity. Bases 238 to 1329 code for a protein of 363 amino acids. The transcript has 11 exons. NCBI's taxonomy places the organism in Eukaryota, Metazoa, Chordata, Cladistia, Polypteriformes, Polypteridae. Gene Ontology annotation, biological process: regulation of exocytosis; cytoskeleton-dependent cytokinesis. The record is from RefSeq and is a predicted model, not a curated record. Gene Ontology annotation, cellular component: septin complex; microtubule cytoskeleton; synaptic vesicle.